AUGCAUCUACCGGUGGGUUCUGUGGGCUGCGGGGAGAAUUACGCCACCGUUGGAUCCCACGAAGGCGCCGGCCCGUGCGGCCCCUCACUGGCGCCUCUCCAGGGGGUGAACACCAGGUACCAGCAGGCCGAGGACGCCGACGCCGGGGGAGGAGGUGGCGAGAUGAGCGAGGGUGCCGCCGUCGGCGAGCUAUGGUGGACCGAGAGGCUCGUCGGCGAGGCACAGGCUGAACACCCUGGCGAACUCAUUAGAACAGGAUCACCGUACUUUCUCUGCAGCCAACUGCCGACUCACUGGCGAUCCAACAAGACGCUUCCGGUGGCAUUCAAAGUUAUCGCCUUGGGCGAAGUUGGCGAUGGAACUGUGGUGACAGUGCGAGCGGGUAACGACGAAAACUGUUGCGCAGAGCUGAGGAAUUCCACCGCCUUGAUGAAGAACCAAGUCGCCAAGUUCAACGACCUCAGGUUCGUCGGAAGAAGCGGCAGGGGAAAGAGCUUCAGCAUCACCAUCACUGUGUCGACGACGCCCCCGCAGGUGGCGACGUACACGAGGGCCAUUAAGGUGACCGUGGACGGGCCGAGGGAACCACGCUCGAAAACGAGGCAGACGCACAUUUCAGGAUUGGCGCGGGUUCCCACGUUACCCAGAGUCCCUGGAUUGACACGCGGGACCUUCCCGGACGCACCAAGCCCGUUCACCCCCUACCUUCGGGAGCCAGAACCGUACAGGAGGAAUAAGCAUCACAUCGGCAACAACGUCACCGCGAAUUCGGUUAGUGGUGCCUGCACCAACCCCAACAACACCGACCCGACCGCAUCGCCCGCUUCCAGUACACACCUCGGGGCCACCGGCAGCUCCUCGGCUCAUCAGGAUUGCUACAAGCAUAGUCCUCAACACGGUGAUACGAGUACAGGAACGGCAGAAUGGACCUACUCGUCGACAGCAUCGUCUUAUCCAGCGCCUCCGGUAAGCAGCGGUGGUCCCUUUUCACCGAUUCCCGGUGGAGCGUUCUCUUAUCCAGGGGAAUCACUUUCUCAUCAUCCGACCACGGAACCAGUACCACUUCCCACAGUGCUUCCGUCGGACAGCCAACAGGACACCUACACGCCUAACUGCGUGUCCAUGUACCCUAGCCACGGGACACCGUCUUCGUCACUUCCACUGGUACCAAGUAAAUCCAACGAUCCGGAUAUCUUCGCCGGCGGCGGGACAGGCAGCGGAAGUCCCGGCUACCAUUACGGUUCCUGGACCUCAGGGCCGGCAACUCCGGUCCCUGUUGCCUCUCACAACUACAACCCGAACUACCAAGGUUACUACAACAAUCCAAGCCAGAACUACAUCAGUCCAGCGCCCAUGGUCCUCUAUCCUCAACUCUACAGCACCGUGAACCAGAACCAGAUUCAUCUACACCUUCACGGAGAUCUCAGCGAGGAACAGGUCACCAUAGCUGGUAGCAAUCUGACCAUAAGCAGUAACAGGCUGGAGAUUGGCGUGAUGGGCGAAGAGAGCGAGCAGAGGAACGACGUAUGGAGACCUUAUUGAAAGGAUGAUUGCACAGGUCUCAGUGAUUUGGAUGUAUCAGU
Messenger RNA from Habropoda laboriosa, 1583 nucleotides. Its product is annotated as protein lozenge-like. Gene Ontology annotation, molecular function: RNA polymerase II cis-regulatory region sequence-specific DNA binding; DNA-binding transcription factor activity, RNA polymerase II-specific; ATP binding. The transcript is spliced from 6 exons. The record is from RefSeq and is a predicted model, not a curated record. Gene Ontology annotation, cellular component: nucleus. NCBI's taxonomy places the organism in Eukaryota, Metazoa, Arthropoda, Insecta, Hymenoptera, Apidae. Bases 1 to 1542 code for a protein of 513 amino acids. Gene Ontology annotation, biological process: regulation of DNA-templated transcription.